AUGUCUUCACAACAGCAGCGUCAACAGCAGCUGAUGCUAAAUGCAUACGGACGUCGAAUGCAGAUGAUGGCUGCUAAACGACAACCAAACAUUAGCAACAACAGUGGCACUCCUUUACGACAGCAAAUGCAGCCUCAAUCAGGGACAAUGGGGUCCAAAUAUGAUGAUCUGCCCAGACUAGAGCCUGCUGAUUAUAUGUUCAUCGGUGAAAAUCCCGAGUCGAUUGGCCUAGUCCCCGCCUUCUUCCGACCCUUUGAAUCCGCCUGCCAGCGUGGCCCCCUCUCCGUUGUUCAGUCCAUUGUCUCAUCUAAGAAUCUCACGCCUGCUUUUCUUCACCAUGGUCUCACACGUGCUCUACGCUCUGGUAAUAUUGAGGUUGCCCGUUAUCUCCUCGCUAGUGGCGCACCAAUCGUUCGUGAAACUCCAAGCAAUAUCUUCUUUGUAACCUUGGAAUACCAAAUUGCCCUAUUUGAACUCUUAACCCAGCAUGGGUGGACUCCCAACACCCCAGGUUACUAUGGCUGUACCCUGCUUCCUCGGACCGUCACGAGCCUCCCUCUUCUUCGUUGGUUCAUCGACCAUGGAGCCAAUCCCAAUCUUGGUGUGCAGAAAACCACCCAUGAUAGGCGUGGUGAGCCAGAUACUUCCUCAUGUGCUACACUCGAGGCAGCCGCAGUUCGUGGAGAUGUUGAGGCUGUGCGUAUGAUUCUAGAUGCGGGUGCUAGGAUUCAAAACGGUGUUCCACUACACUAUGCUGCGGGGGCUCGUUCGAAUCAUGAUACCAGCAGGAUUCCAGUAAUGGCACUACUGGUCGAUCGUGGGGCUGAGGUUAAUCAGAGAGAAGAGUCACGACACAUGGUCCCGCAGUAUGCGAUUGUGUAUGCGGCGAUGGCAGGGGCAGUUGAGCGGGUCAAGUGGUUGUUAGAACAUGGGGCAGAUCCAUAUAUAAGAGGGAGCUGGGGUAGUGCAGCUGAAUAUGCGCGUACCUCGGGAAAUGAAGAAAUAACGAAGAUCAUUGAGGAAUUUACUAAGGGGAAAGUUUGA
Messenger RNA from Penicillium expansum, 1044 nucleotides. RefSeq names its product ankyrin repeat domain-containing protein. The coding region runs from base 1 to 1044 and encodes 347 amino acids. The transcript has a single exon. Gene Ontology annotation, molecular function: protein binding. Lineage: Eukaryota; Fungi; Ascomycota; Eurotiomycetes; Eurotiales; Aspergillaceae. The record is from RefSeq and is a predicted model, not a curated record.